GCCAGACAUCACCUAGUCGAGCAGUUAGCCGGGGUCGGUAGAGUCGCCAUGCCGUCUCUGCGGGAACGCUUCACCAACUACUUGAAUGGGGAUAAUAUAGUAUCCAGACUGCUGGGGAAAGCGGAGGAGAAGACCGGCGUCAAGAAGUAUUACCUGGCCAGCGGCUCCAUCUGCUCUCUGGGCUUGUACCUGGUGUUUGGCUAUGGGGCUUCUUUGGUCUGCAAUUUAAUUGGCUUUGUGUACCCUGCGUACAGAUCGAUUAAAGCUAUUGAAAGUGCCGAUAAAUCCGAUGACACAAUAUGGCUGACUUACUGGGUUGUCUAUGGAGUGUUCAGUGUAGUGGAGUUCUUCUCGGAUAUAUUUCUCUUCUGGUUUCCGUUUUACUAUCUGGGAAAGUGUGCUUUCCUGCUCUGGUGUAUGGCUCCCUUCUCAUGGAAUGGAUCCCAGAGCAUAUACAGCCGCUUCAUUCGACCGUUUUUCUUAAAGCAUCAGCAAACGGUGGAUAGUGUAGUAAGUGAUCUUGGUGGUCACGCUCUGAGCACUGCAGAAAAUGUCACGAGACAAGCACUCAAAGGAGCAGUAAGCAAUGCCCUGGAAGCUGAAAAGAGCAAAUGAUGAAUUUACCUUGGACGCCUCAUUUAGAAGAGAAGUAGCCCCAUAAAAAGACUACAACCCCG
Molecule: messenger RNA, 677 nt
Organism: Bufo gargarizans (Asiatic toad)
Lineage: Eukaryota; Metazoa; Chordata; Amphibia; Anura; Bufonidae
Gene: REEP6
Product: receptor accessory protein 6
Exons: 5
Coding region: 49-615 (188 amino acids)
Source: RefSeq, a predicted model, not a curated record